AUGCUGGAAUUCAUGGAUUACAUCCAGCUCGCCUUCGGGGAAGCGACGCGAUGGAAUCGCGACAACUCGUAUUCCUCGUUGACCGCGACCGCAGAGUCGCUGCUUGACUUUCACGUCCCUGAACGCCUGCAGGUCCAUCUGUCGUCGCUGUCCACACCGCAUUUCGCGACGGCAUACACGCUGGGCACAGUUGGUGUGAUUGAUGGAUCUGUCUCGUACCUGUUCAGUACAGUGCCGCUCAAUAGUACGCAGUCUCAAAGCGGUGUCAUCCCACUACGCAAACUCGUCCAGGGAUACCGACAAAUCGAAGUGCCUGUGCCACCUAUUCGCAACUGGGGGUGGGAUGCGAUUCCUUUACAUGAUUCGCUUUCUAAUAAAGAAAUUUCACAGCAUGAUGAUGUAGUACGAAAAGCAACUUUGUUACAUGCAACCCUCCAUUUACCACCGCCCUCGACCUUGACGGCCCUGUUUAUGAGACGUCUUUCACCCACCACCCAGCUAACGGCUGCCUUGGUGUCCACACAAGGCCCGCCGUUGGUCAAGUCUGCUCCCCAGGCAGCACUCCUGACGCAGCUGUCGCACGACACUGGGAACUUCAGCAAUGAAUACCUGUUUAGUACAGAUAAUGCGCUUUUCGGAUGGAGAGGUCUUUGGAACUUUGGUCUUGACCCCACGCCUGGCAAACAGUUAGCCGACAAGGUGUCACUCCUUUCUGCCGGUGCCGAGGCUUAUUACUCUCCUAUUUCUUCCCUUGUUGGGCUAUCGACGGGCGUGAAGUUUACUACUCUACCUGCGGCCAUCAAGUCAUCAAGUGCUGGAACCACUGGUCCCGUAUCAAGUUUCCCGUACACGCUGACGCUGACCCUCGCACCGCUUACUGGCUCCCUGUCGACGACAUACUCGGUCCGCGCCUCGCCAAAUCUCGCAUUUAGCUCUCGUUUCGGCUUCAAUGUUUACAGCUGGGAGAGUGAAAUGGUAGCCGGCUGCGAACUCUGGCGCAAGAGCGCUCGCACCCCGCAAGACGACGGUCUCGACUGGGCACGGCGCAAAAUGGGUAUCCUAGAGACCACCAACAACACCUUGAACAGAUCACCGGCUGCUUCUUUCAAUUCAAGUAAUGAAAAUAUAGAAGAAGAGGAAGAAGGAGACUCGGUCGUGAAGAUCCGCGUUGAUCAGUCGUGGAACGUGCGCGUUCUAUGGGAAGGACGUGUCAAAUCACUCCUUGUCACUGCCGGCGUUUCGCUCGGACCAGGCACGUUCUCAUCACUAGCCUCGGAUCCUUCCUCUUCUUCGCCGGUGUCGACACCGUCGCUUGCAGAGUCGAGCCAGAGUGCGGGUGGAGGAGCAGCGCCGAGUUCAAAACCUUCAUAUUGGAGAGGCGUCGGCGUGUCGGUUCUAUAUUCUUCUUGA
Talaromyces rugulosus is the source of this 1410-nucleotide messenger RNA. RefSeq lists its product as uncharacterized. The record is from RefSeq and is a predicted model, not a curated record. Bases 1 to 1410 code for a protein of 469 amino acids. Gene Ontology annotation, cellular component: ERMES complex; SAM complex. The transcript has 2 exons. Lineage: Eukaryota; Fungi; Ascomycota; Eurotiomycetes; Eurotiales; Trichocomaceae. Gene Ontology annotation, biological process: establishment of mitochondrion localization; protein insertion into mitochondrial outer membrane; phospholipid transport.